Penicillium cataractarum is the source of this 2073-nucleotide messenger RNA. Its product is annotated as citrin. The transcript is spliced from 4 exons. The record is from RefSeq and is a predicted model, not a curated record. Gene Ontology annotation, biological process: malate-aspartate shuttle; aspartate transmembrane transport; L-glutamate transmembrane transport. Gene Ontology annotation, molecular function: calcium ion binding; L-glutamate transmembrane transporter activity; L-aspartate transmembrane transporter activity. Bases 1 to 2073 code for a protein of 690 amino acids. NCBI's taxonomy places the organism in Eukaryota, Fungi, Ascomycota, Eurotiomycetes, Eurotiales, Aspergillaceae.
AUGGCGAGCGUCAAGGAUACCGUUAAGGAAACGCUGGUCGGCAGCACAGAGGCCCCCGAGCUGUCACACCAGGCCCGCUCCAACUUCUUGCGCCACGCGCAGAAGGAUGAAAAUGGCGAGUUGUUCAUGGCCGAGGAUGAUUUCAUUAAUGCCGUUGCUCCUAAGCAGGAGGACUAUCACAAAAUCAAGCGCGAGCAAUAUGGCAUCCUCUUCCGAGUGGCAGACCGACGGAGAUCCGGCAAGCUGAGCCUGUCCGACUGGGCUACCUUCGAGAACCUCCUUGCGAAGCCCGAUGCAGAGUACGAGAUUGCGUUCCGCCUGUUCGACCUCGACGGCAGCGGUACCGUGAAAUGGGAGACCGUCAAAGGAAUGUAUAAUUUGACCAAGAGUGCCGACAGCAUCCCCUUCGACUGGAACUCAGAAUGGGCCUCUUUGUAUACCGGCCGCACCAAGUCGCGCCACGAUAUGACCUACCCCCAAUUCUCCCAGAUGCUGCGCGGCCUGCAGGGCGAGCGCAUCCGUCAGGCCUUCCACAUCUUCGACAAAGACGGCGAUGGCUACAUUGAGCCCGAGGACUUCCAGCGCAUCAUCCUGGAGACCUCCCAGCACAAGCUCUCCGACCACCUGCUCGAGAACCUGCCUACUCUGUGCAACAUUUCGACUAGCAACAAGAUCUCCUACGCCAUCGUCCGCGCUUUCCAGAACAUUAUGCGCGAGAUGGACAUUAUCGAUCUGAUCGUCCGUGAGGCCACCCUCAAGAGCGGCGACGGCAAGAUCACCCGCUCCGAUUUCCUGAACGAGGCCGCCCGUGUCACCCGCUUCUCCCUGUUCACCCCCUUGGAGGCGGACAUUCUCUUCCACUUUGCUGGUCUGGAUGCGCCCUCCGGCCGUCUGUCCCAAAAGGACUUUGCUAAGGUCAUUGACGCCUCAUGGCGCAUCCCUAUCGCAGUCGCGGGCCAGGCGGCAGAGGCGGCAGCCGCAAAGACCAAGAGCUUCCUGCACGGUCUGUUGGAGUCGGCGCACCACUUUGCUCUGGGUAGUUUGGCCGGUGCUUUCGGUGCCUUUAUGGUGUACCCUAUUGAUCUGGUCAAGACCCGUAUGCAGAACCAGCGGUCCAGUCUCCCCGGUGAACGCCUCUACAACAACUCCCUCGACUGCGCGAGGAAGGUUAUCCGGAACGAGGGUUUCCUUGGCCUGUACUCGGGUGUUAUCCCGCAGUUGAUCGGUGUCGCCCCGGAGAAGGCUAUCAAGCUGACCGUCAACGAUCUCGUUCGUGGCACCUUCACGGACAAGGAUACUGGCAAGAUCUGGUAUGCUCAUGAGAUUCUCGCUGGUGGUACUGCCGGUGCUUGUCAAGUGGUUUUCACCAAUCCUCUGGAGAUUGUCAAGAUUCGUCUGCAGGUCCAGGGUGAGAUUGCCAAGAACGUCGAGGGAGCUCCUCGCCGCUCUGCCCUCUGGAUCGUGAAGAACCUCGGUCUCGUGGGUCUAUACAAGGGUGCCAGCGCCUGUCUACUUCGUGAUGUGCCUUUCUCCGCCAUCUACUUCCCCACAUACGCCCACCUGAAGUCCGACUUCUUCGGCGAAACCGCCACCAACAAGCUGGGCGUCGUUCAACUCCUGACUGCCGGUGCCAUCGCCGGUAUGCCCGCCGCCUACCUGACCACCCCCUGCGACGUGAUCAAGACCCGUCUGCAGGUCGAAGCCCGCAAGGGUGAGACGAAAUACACCGGUCUGCGCCACUGCGCCACAACGGUGUGGAAGGAGGAAGGUCUCAAGGCCUUCUUCAAGGGUGGUCCAGCCCGUAUCCUGCGUUCCUCACCGCAGUUCGGUUUCACCCUGGCCGCCUACGAAGUCCUCCAGAAGAUGCUCCCCCUGCCCGGCGCCGAACACGAGGUCUCCCCCACCGGCCAGGUCGAGCCCGGCGUCGGUCUCCAGGGUGCCAAGGCUCCCCUGCCUUACCUCCGCUCAAGGAACGCGCUGAAGCUCAUCCUGGAUGUGGACCAGAACAUCGGCCGAGUGCAGGUCCCUCGCUCCGAGAACUGGCCCAAAUUCAUGCAGGCUUCUAAGCAGUGA